AUGGAUAAGUAUGUCACAAGAUCGAAAAUUGGGUAUCCAAGUUCUAGCUCUACCAAUCCAUCUACUGCUUCAACCAUAGCUCCGAAAAUUCAAAAGAAAAUAUUUAUUUCAGAUGUUGAUUUAGAAUCUCUUGAAGCUGAUCCGGGAAUUAGAAAGCCCAUUGCAGAGUAUAAUCCUAAUAUACGUGAUGAUAUUAGGAGAUAUUAUAUUCUUAAAAAGCCUUGCCAACCUAAGGAUCAUAAAUUUCCUAAAACUAAGUUUGGGAAGGAAAUGCUGCAGUUCUUUCCUGAUUGGUUUAAGGAUCGUAAGUGGUUGGAGUAUAGCAUAACAAAAGAUGCUGCAUUCUGUUUGUGUUGCUACUUGUUUAAAAAUGAAUAUGAAAGUCGUGGAGAUGUGGUUGAUGCUACUUUUACGAAGACCGGCUUUAGAGCUUGGAACAAAGCUACAGAAAGAUUUAGAGCUCAUGUUGAAGAUGUAAAUAGCAUCCACAACAAGUGUUUCAACAAGAUGCUUGAUUUGAUGAAUCAAUCACAAUCAAUACGCACUUCAUUUGAUAAAAAAUCCAAGAAAGAAAAAAGUGAGUCUCGACGUUGCUUGAGUGCUUCAGUUGAUGUGACAAGAUUUCUCUUGAAAUUAGGAUUAUCAUUUCGUGGACAUGAUGAGAGUCGAUCUUCUUCAAAUAGAGGUAUUUUUCUUGAACUUUUGCAAUGGUAUGGAGAUAUUAAUAAAGAUGUUGGAAUCAUUAUUCUAGAAAAAGCUCAAAAAAAUGAAAUGAUGUGUUCUCCAAGUAUUCAAAAAGAUAUUGUUGAUUCUUGUGCUAAGGAAACAAUCAAAUCUAUUCUUGAAAAUUUAGAUGGGGAUUAUUUUGGGAUAUUAGUAGAUGAAUCAAAAGAUAUAUCACACAAGGAGCAAAUGGCACUUGUUUUGAGAUAUGUUAACAAAGAAGGAGAAGUGAUAGAACGAUUUGUUGGUAUUGUUCAUGUUAGUGAUACAUCUGCUUGUUCAUUAAAGGAAGCAAUCUACUCUUUUCUUUCAGAUCACUCAUUAAGUCCAUCCCAAAUACGUGGGCAAGGUUAUGAUGGAGCUAGCAAUACGCAAGGACAUCUAAAUGGUCUUAAAACUUUGAUUUUGAAUGAGACUCCAUCAGCAUAUUGCAUUCAUUGUUGUGCCCACCAAUUGCAGUUAACACUAGUGGCUCUUGCAAAGAAGGAUUCGAAUGUAGAUGAUUUUUUUUGCUUAGUUACUAAUGUGUUAAAUAUUGUUGGAGCAUCUUUUAAGCGCAGGGAUUUACUUCGGAAGCACCAAGCAGAACAGUUAGAGGAGUUGCUCAUAUCAGGAGAAGUGCAUACCGGGCGAGGAUUAAAUCAAGAACUUAUUCAUGUGCUUGAAUUUACUGGAUGCGAGUGUCCAAACUAUACUGAUAGACUUCUUGCUAAAACUCUUGUGGAUACGAUUAAGAAAUUUGAUUUUGCCUUUAUGCUGCACUUAAUGUGGAAAGUUCUUAUGAUGACAAAUGAUUUGAGCUCCUCAUUACAUAGGAUGGAUCAAGAUAUUGUCAAUGCUAUGGGAUUUCUAGCUCUUACAAAGCAAAGAUUACAAAAUAUGAGGGAUAAUGAAUUCGAAUCAUUAAUGGAUGAUGUCUCUUCUUUUUGUGAUAAACAUGAUAUAGUCAUUCCGGAGAUGAAUGCUAGCUACUUUCCUGGAAAGUCAAAGCGUAAAGUUCUUGAUGUUACAGAUUCUCAUCAUUUGCGUGUUGAAAUACUUUAUGUUGUUAUUGAUUUGCAUCUUCAAGAGCUUAAUAAUCGUUUUGAUGCUGUGAGUACUGACUUACUUCUCGAUAUGGCUAGUUUGAAUCCAGUUAAUUCAUUCGGUAGUUUUGAUAAAGGCAAGAUAAUGAGGUUCUUCAACUUGAAGGGAAUUAGUGAUCUUGCUAAAGUAUUGAUCAAGUCAGAUCUACAUCAAACUUGGCCACUUGUUUAUUUGCUUAUCAAGUUGACUCUCAUUCUUCCCGUUGCUACUGCUUCUGUGGAACGAGCUUUCUCAUCCAUGAAGUACAUUAAAAAUGAACUCCGUAAUAGUAUUGGUGAUGAAUUUUUGAAUGGUUGUUUAGUUUGCUAUGUAGAGCGUAAGAUAUUUGCAAAUGGUGAUAGUGACAACACCGACAAGAUUUUACAUCCUGAACUCGAAGAAAGUGAUAACAAAAAUAACACAACCGAGACAAAUGAAGCAAUAAAAGAAACUAGAAGGCCUGAAUAG
Messenger RNA from Solanum pennellii, 2256 nucleotides. Its product is annotated as zinc finger MYM-type protein 1-like. The record is from RefSeq and is a predicted model, not a curated record. NCBI's taxonomy places the organism in Eukaryota, Viridiplantae, Streptophyta, Magnoliopsida, Solanales, Solanaceae. Gene Ontology annotation, molecular function: protein dimerization activity. The coding region runs from base 1 to 2256 and encodes 751 amino acids. The transcript has 4 exons.